ACUUCCGCUCUGCUCAGAUUUAUCUGUCUACCCAAGGUUAAUGCCAUGAUGUUUGUGCACCACUGCAACAUAUCCACAUUUUGCACAUUAUUUUCUAAAGCAGAGCUGGACAGAUCGUGCUGCUGCCGCUGCUGCUGCUGCGAGUGUGCAGAGUUUUGGGUUUGUGUACGAGGAAGCAGUGUGGUUGGAGUCGGUUCAGAGGUGUCAGAGCUCAAACACUUCCUCGUUGGUCGCAUCAGAGAUCAUCAUCCUCCUGCCACCCACCUCAGCGCAAUGACCUCACAUGUGUCUUUUUUAACUUCAUAUCUGCCCUCAUCUCAGUUAAAGUAUUAGUGUGAAGUUUCUGUGUGAUGCUGCGGAGCUCUGGUGUAAUGUGAGAUUUGAUAUCUGAAUCAGGUGUAGAGCAGGUCUUCCUCCCCCCCUUUGAGCGAUGCCUCGUUCCUUCUUGGUGAAGCGAGGAGGGCUGCACCACCUUCGGCCUCCACCUAGAAGCCCCAGUCCUGGAUCGACCACAUCGAUGUUCAGCCAGCUGGACGACAACACGGGGUCCUGGGGUUCCUCCCUGGAGAACACUGCAGAACAGACAACUGAUGAUAAGGCAGUGUCUGUUGUAUUGCUGCAGCAGGACCUCACUGCUGCCAACCGCUCUCAUGGAAAUAUGCUCUUUCAGCCUUUCAGUCCAGUAUCAUACGACUGUAGAUCAUCCGAACCCUGCGGUCCAACAGUCAACUCAGAAACUUUCAUCCCAGUGGAGAAAGUCGACCCUCGCCCUCUCACACCGACAGUGUGGUCGACUCCUCGUGUGAGCUCCGGUUAUCCAGACCUGAGGGCGCUGGGAGACUUCACUGAGCACGCUCAGAUCCUCAGAGAGGCCAGAAUCAGCGACUGCUCCGAGAUCGGUGCUCUGAGGCAAGACUGUCCCCUCUGUGGCAAAAUAUUUUCAUGUCUGUCUAGUUUGAAGAGUCACAUAUGUAAGAGUCACGGAAGCAGAUCUCGUCUGUCAGCGGCUCACAUCAAGUCCAGCAGGGUCGACAGCGAGUGGUCGCCCUGCAGAGGCAAGGAGAAGACGUUUGACUGUGCCGAGUGUGGAAAAGUGUUCAAGCGCUCCUCCACCCUCUCCACCCAUCUGCUGAUUCAUUCAGACACUCGGCCGUAUCCCUGCCAGUACUGUGGCAAAAGGUUCCACCAGAAGUCCGACAUGAAGAAACACACCUUCAUACACACCGGAGAAAAGCCCCAUGUGUGUCAGAUAUGCGGGAAGGCAUUCAGCCAGAGCUCCAACCUCAUCACACACAGCCGCAAACACAGCGACGACCGGCCUUACCGCUGCCCUCGAUGCCACUACAGCUUCCAGCACAAAGUGGACCUGCGGAAGCACCAGGAGCAUCACUGCACCUGCCGCUGAACCCCGUGAACAGGAACAACACGUUUAAAACAGGAAGCUACUGACUGUGUUGUGGUUUGGACAUCUUUCAUCCAGAGUAUGUUGUAUAUAUUGUAGAGUUAACUGCCUUUCAGGAGACAAAAGGAGGGAAGAUAUUGUUCUUCAUCUGCAGGUUUAUGUCAUGACCCUUGUAGCAAAAUGUGGAAUUAAUGGCUGAACCUGCUGUGUACUUGUUGAAUGCUCUCGUGCUAAAUACAAUAUUAUAUAUUUAU
Messenger RNA from Stegastes partitus (bicolor damselfish), 1656 nucleotides. Its product is annotated as zinc finger protein Gfi-1-like. Gene Ontology annotation, molecular function: DNA-binding transcription factor activity, RNA polymerase II-specific; RNA polymerase II cis-regulatory region sequence-specific DNA binding. The record is from RefSeq and is a predicted model, not a curated record. NCBI's taxonomy places the organism in Eukaryota, Metazoa, Chordata, Actinopteri, Pomacentridae. Gene Ontology annotation, biological process: regulation of transcription by RNA polymerase II. Bases 431 to 1405 code for a protein of 324 amino acids. The transcript has 6 exons.